AAAACAACAAUAUGUAGGUACAAUGCUAGCAAAACACAUAUUUCUUUCUAAAUUUUACUUUAAAACUUGUCUUUUAUUCUCCAAGCAAACAAACAAACAUCUUUUUAGACUUAACUCUUCAGUCUUCAUGUACAAAAGGCCUUAUGUUUGCAGAUUGAGUAGAAGCCUCCAAGAUGCCAGAGUUAAUGGAGCAGAUGUACUGCUCGCAGCAGAUCGUCAUCCCGCCGAAGUAUCCAUAUGUGCUCAAGAGAUAUUGUAAAGCGGCCAUCAAGACCCAACCUUACGAUCUUCUCCGUUGGUCCUUCGAGUACUUCAAGGCAUUAGCUGAACAUCGGCCACCACCAGUCAAACUCAGACUGGAGUACCCCAUCUACAGCACCGAGGGAGGGCUCACCAGGGGCUGUCUGAAGGUCCUCGCUAAUCAGUUGUCUGGCAUGACGGAGAUCCCGGUGGUGGUGCUGAAGCAGUCCUGGCAGGGCUUCUGCCUGGACUCGGACGAGCUGAAGAGGAUCCUGUGCCUCUGCGAGGUGCACCUUCGCGAGGAGUCGGUGCCUUACCGGUACUUCAUGGCCGUCGCUGCAGGAUUGUUGACGAAGUGUUUGACCCACACAAUGAUCCUGAUUUGCGAGUCUUUAACCAAAGAACCAGAUGGUGGUUCUGCGGCGAUACCAGUCGGGGAGUUCAUCGCUAUGUACAAGUUCUUGGCGGACAUGGACGCCGGGAAAGACGUCAAGUACUACAACGGAUAUAGAGAGGGGGAGUCUCCACCAGAAGAGGAGGCAGAAGAAGAGGCUUCAGCAGAAGCUACUGAUGCUGGCGGCGAAACUCGUGUUGCAAGAAUACUAAACCUGGAUUCAGAUGAAGAAGAAGACUACUGGGGAGACAAGAACGUUCAGAAGCUAACACUCAUCGAUGACCAUGUGGCUCAUAAUGCCAGACUCAGUAUGAAACUCAAUUUGCCAGUGAUUGGCAAGAUUGAGCGGUCUCCAUCCAUUGAGAGAGCGAGAGAAAUAGAAAGAGAUAACUUUAAUAGGGAGAGAAGAGGUAGAGCGGCUCCGUCUGAAGAAACCGAAAAAAAACUGAAACAAAUUAGUACUGGGAAACUAGCUUCGGAUCUUCCUAAAGAAGAGAAAUCCAAGGAAGUAGCAGAUGUACAUGAGAAGCAAGCUGUGGAGAUAUUUGUUUACGAUGAGGAUGAUAAGGAAGUCGAAUACGAGAUAUACGGCGAAUUGCAAGUCGAAGAUCAAGAUGGGAUUCCUGAGGGGUUUUACACUCAGAGUAUGCAAGCUGACGUAGACAUAGAGGCAACAGAUGGUGAACAUCAUGCGAGACAGGGAGAUGACAAGGAGAGAGCUGCAUUGUUCCUAGCUGAAAUCUUCCAGAUUCGUGACGAGCGUAUGAAAGACCUGAACCAAACCUUCGAAGAUAUCGCUAAUAUUGUCGACAGAUUUAGAACUGCGAACUACGAUUUAGGCAUGGUGGCCGGCCGUCAAAUGUCCACAACCAGCGGAGAGUUCAUCGUACACACCAUCGAGAAAGAUAUUAUGGCGUACAUUGAUGAACAGAUUGCCAUACUGCCAGACCCUGAUCUGAAAAAGAAGAAGGCUAAGCCGGAGGAAGUGGCGAUGAUUCGUGACAUCCUCCAAGAGUUCCUGGAUGAGAAUAUGGAGAUCAUAGUGCCAGAGAUUGAAGAAGUUGAGGAAGAAGAAGCUCCUAUUCCAGAGGUAACCACAGUCUACGCGGUCCCCGGCAUCGGGGGUCCAGUGGACCCUGACAUAAUACAUGACUUCAUCGAGUACGCUGAGGAGGUCUGCAAGACCCAGGGAGACCUCAUCAUGCCGCGGAACAUCAGGCACUUCUUAUGCCCACCGCUGGAGAAAUAUGUUGAAAUUAAUUACGAUGAAACUCCCACCAAAAAGGAAGAAGUUGCGACGGGCGGAGGUGUCACAGUGAUUGGGGAGAAGAAAGCAGAAACACCAUGAGAAACUGUAAUAGCUGUCUUAUAGUUAAAAAUAAACUAAAUAGUUUAAUGCACUUUUGCACGUUAAAUGUUAAUUAUUGGAAAGAGUUUGACCAUAUCGAAGUUCGUGGAUUAAAUACACAAAAGUUUACCCUACAAAGUGAUCGAACCCGCGACACUUCGCCUUCAGUGGGUUUGGCGAAGUGACCUCAACCACUCGGCUAUCCGUGCAGUCAAAAUCAUUUCAAUUCAAGAGUAAGCACAUUCCUUGUGCAUGGAAGACACAGAUUUUUACUUUAUUAGACCAGCCAGCAACCUUCUACCAGCUCCUAGCCGAUAUGAAAAAUAAAUAAUCUGUAGCGAGGACAGAAAAAACUCAAACAUUUAUGUUUCGGCGAGUCACAUGGUUUCAUCGACCGAGCAAACUACGAAAUGCGAAAUAUCUAUCCCUACUAAUAUUAUAAAUGCGA
Trichoplusia ni (cabbage looper) is the source of this 2430-nucleotide messenger RNA. RefSeq lists its product as uncharacterized. Bases 174 to 1982 code for a protein of 602 amino acids. The transcript has 17 exons. Lineage: Eukaryota; Metazoa; Arthropoda; Insecta; Lepidoptera; Noctuidae. The record is from RefSeq and is a predicted model, not a curated record.